AUGCCCCCGCGACGUUCAUCGCGUUCAGCGCGUGCGUCAGUCGAGCCCUCUGAAGCACCUACUUCAAAGCGCAAGCGGCAAGAUCCUACCGAGAAAGAGAACAAACUUCGCGCGAAACAGUCGCGCUCCAAGCCCAAAGACCUCGAGGACAUUCCUGAAUCUGACGUGGACGAGAACGAAGAAGAGGACGGGCACCCUCCAGUUAAGAGGCCGCGACCAUCUCUCGAACGCGAGAGUGAUGAUGAGAACGAAAGUCCUGUGCCGAAGCGACGCAAUGCCAAGGCUUCUCACAACACAGAGGAAUCGAGGACGCGCCGGGGCAAGCGCGCGCCAGCCAAGACGCUUGCCAUAUCCUCGGAUGAAGAGGAGGAGGCUGAUUCAGAGGUGGAGACCAAGCCCAAGCCCAAGCCGAAACGUACCGCGGCAAACAAGUCUCGGCCCAUAGUCGCUGAUUCCGAUGAGGAUGAUGUUGGAGCACCUGCAUCUGGGUCUGAGGAGGAAGAGGAUGAAAAGCCAAAGAAGAGUAACGGUCGACGUGCGAGCACGACCAAAGCGAAGUCCAAAUCCAAAUCCGCUCCCAAGUCGAAGAAGCGCGCGUCUGUAACUCCUGCACCGUCUCACUCCGACGCCGAACUCGCAUCCUCGACAGCCAGACCACCUAAUGCGCCUGGCCCGGACGCUUAUGAGGUUGUGCCAAAUUCUGAGCUUGUUGUAACCCGCACGGCGACCAAGAGCAACAGCAGCCGGUACACGAUCAAUCGACGGACGAGUACUUUCACGGAAGUUCAGACGCUGCUCAAGGGUCGGGGGAUCGAUCUGGACCACAAGAGGUUUCUAAUUCUUCAGGGUGAGGUCGAGUCAAUCGCUCAAAUGAAGCCUAAGGGCUCAACGGAACACGAAGACGGCCUGCUCGAGUAUUUGGAGGACAUCAUCGGAACCUCCCAUUACGUCGAACCCAUUUCUGAAUCGCUGACUCAGAUUGAGGUCUUCCAAGAGGAGCGCGGAUCCAAACUGAAUCGACUGCGAAUUGUUGAAAAGGAGAAGAAUUCCCUAGAAGAACAGAAGAAGGAGGCCGAAAACUACUUGCGCCUGAAGAACGACAAGGCCCUAGCGCAGAACAAGCUAUGGCAAUGGGCUUUGUGGAAGUCUUUCAUAGCUGAAGAAGAGAGCCAGCGCAGUGUGGCACAAUUCACAGAGGAGCUCAAGGCCGAGCAGGACCGAAACAAGGAUGACCGGCAACAUUUUGAAGCUCUCCAAAAGCAUCACGCUGAGCGUCAGGCGGCGUAUAAGAAAGUACAGGAGACCGCAUCGGCCGCCAUCCAAGAACUAGCAGGCUACGAGAAACAGCAGAUUCAGCUGAAGGAGAAGUUGAAGCAUUCCACUGCAAAGGACAAGAAGGCGAGCAAGUCUUUGGCCGAGGACAAAGCUGCGCACGCGACGGCCGAGCGUACGAUCGCUGAAAGCACCAACAAGAUGAAGAAGAAGCGUAUCGAAAUGGAGGAACAGGAGGCCAGUCUUGCCCAAGAGGAGGCCAAGCUUGAAGCGAUACAGGACAGCCUGAAAGGCGAGUUGACUGCUUCUACUGAGAAACGUUUUCUUAACGCGUUUGUUCUAGAUAAGACACAGGUGUUCCAUGACCAGAUCGAAGCCAAGCAGAAAGAUCUGCAGCCUUGGACAACGAAGAUCAACGCCAAAACAGCAGCGAUUAAUGUAGCGACGAGCGAGCGAGAUGCUUUGAGCCGGAAGGCGCGAGAUUUGGUCGAGGCUUUGGAGUCGGCCGAUAACGACCUGCAGCAGUUGAAGAGAGAUCAAGAUGAGAAGCACGAGCAACAGGAAACACUCAAAGCGGACAAGAAAGCGCACCAAGCGGCAAUUGCCAAUCAGGACGCCCAAAAGUCGGCACAAGAAUUGCGGUCGCAAGCAUCUUCGGCUCGCCACAAGCUAAACGAGGCGCGGAGCACUGUUGCAGAGAAGACAUCUCAGAACCGAGUUGUGGAUGGGUUGAAUCAGUACAAGAGCUCAGGACGCAUCCCUGGAUUUCAUGGGCGACUGGGCAGCCUGGGAACGAUACCGGAUAAGUACGACAUUGCGGUUUCCACUGCGUGCGGGGCGCUGCAUAACAUGGUUGUCGAUCACGUGGAAGAGGCCCAAAGUGCGAUCCAAUAUCUCCGACAACACAACCUCGGGAGGGCGACAUUCAUUGUGUUGGACAAAUGCAAUCAGGGUGGAAUGGACCCGAUCCAAACUCCAGAGGGCGUCCCUCGCCUAUUCGAUCUGAUCACUCCAAAGGAACCCCGCUUCGCCAAGGCCUUCUACAAAGCUUUGGCCAACACCCUGGUUGUCGACAACCAGGACCAAGCAAACCGGAUUGCGUUCGGUGGCAGACAGCGCUGGCGGGUGGUCACGCUCGCUGGACAGCUGAUCGAAUCGACGGGUGUGAUGUCUGGAGGCGGGAACUCGCCUGCGAGGGGUGCCAUGAGCUCCAAAUUGGCACCGGAUGCCAUUUCACCCGAGGCUUUGCAGAGGCUGGACCAGGAAUGCGCUCAAGUGGAGCAACGGCUAGAGCGAGCCACCAGGGAAGCACGCGAUGCCGAAGCUGCGCUGGACCACGUCAAGCAACAAUUGCCUGAGACCGAGACGGCAUUCCAGAAACUUGGACUGGACAUCGAGAUUGGCAAGAACCGCAUCACAGAAGCCAGCAAGCGCCUAUCCGAGUUGAAAUCACAGAAUAAACCCAACUCGGCUGAUCUCACCCGCGCAUCCAAGCUGGAUAGUGAGAUCGAACGUACCCAGGCCGAUCUCAACGACCUUCAAGGUAAGGCUUCCGGCAUCGAACAGGCUAUAGCCGAACUCGAGGAGAGGAUCAUCCAAAUCGGCGGAUCGAAACUACUUGCCCAGAAGUCGAAAGUCGACGGUAUCAAGCUGCUGAUCAAUCUCGCCAACGAAGAGAUCACAAAAGCGGAGGUUGCCAAAGCCAAAGCGGAGAAGGACGUUGUCAAACUUGCGCAAACCAUCGAAUCGAACUCAAAGAUCAAGACGGAAGUCGAUGCUGAGCUGGAAGAGCUCGACCGACAGGUGGACCAGUUGACGGAUUACAUCAAUACGCAGCAGAAGAACGUUGACGAGGCGAAAUCCGCUGCCGAGAACUGCAAAGAUGAUCUCGAUAGUGUCAAACAGUCUUUGGAGGAGAAGGAGGAGGAGAUACAAUCUUUCAGGCAACGCGAGGUCGCGAUUGAGACGAAGCUCGAUGAGGCGCAACGACUUUUGGAUGAGAAUGCGGCAAAGGUCGAGCAUUGGCGCGAAAACCUGGAGACACUGGUGCUGGAAGAGAUCGAGGACGACGACGACGAAGACGAGGAGGGCAACGAAUUCAACGACAAGGAGAAUGCACACAAUGCCGCCAAGGUCAAGUCGACGAACCAAGAGCCGGCCACCGCCGAUGAAGACGUCAAGAUGGAGGAUGACGGUCUCAAGUUGGACGACGAGGGCCCGAGUGAAGAGGGUGCCACUAACGGGCUUCCGAACUACCGUGUCGAGGAGCUGGCCAAGUUCAAACAGCGGGAAAUGAACAUCGCCGUUGAAACCCUCGAUGACCAACUGAAGCGGAUGAAACCAAAUCUCGAAGUUUUGGAGGAAUACAAGAAAGUGGAGCAACUGUAUCUCGCCCGUGCCCAGGAUGUCGAGGAGACGACCAAGUUGCGAGACGCGGAGAAGGCGAAGUACGAAGGCCUCAGAAAGCGGCGACUGGACGAAUUCAUGACCGGGUUCAGCCUGAUCUCCCUCAAGCUGAAGGAGAUGUACCAGAUGAUCACACUCGGUGGAAAUGCUGAGCUUGAGCUCGUGGAUAGCAUGGAUCCUUUCUCCGAAGGCAUCAUCUUCAGUGUCAUGCCUCCCAAAAAGAGCUGGAAGAACAUCUCCAAUCUGUCUGGGGGAGAAAAGGCCCGUGUUCUCUCGUUUGUGUUUGAAGCUGCAAGCGCUGAUGGAUUUACAGACUCUGAGUUCUCUUGCCUUGGUCUUUGCUCUGCACGUCUUCAAGGUGCGUUUGUCUCAGUCGAUGGCCACCCCAAUCUGAUGGCAUAUGGCCAGCCCACACCUUUGUACUUUAUGGACGAGAUUGACGCUGCGCUUGACUUCAGGAACGUGUCAAUCGUCGCCAACUAUAUCAAGGACAGAACAAAGAACGCCCAGUUUAUCAUCAUCUCCCUGCGGAAUGAUAUGUUUGAGCUUAGUCAUCGAUUGAUCGGCAUCUACAAGACAGCGAAUGCCACUCGCAGCAUCUCCAUCGACAACCAUUCUCUGAAUUCUAGCAUUGUCAAAGCAGUAUAGCCUGUGUAUGUAAGAUACGAUAAUAUAUGCUCAUGAUAUCUGGUUUAGUGAGGCCAGCGGUGGACGGCCGACCCGAGUGAUCGUUGUUCGCGGCUUGCCUUCUACAGGCGCAGUCACUGAUUUGUACAUCUCCAGCUCAUUAUCGAAACCAGUUUCUGCGGACUAUCAGCCCACGGAUCAGACGUCUGUGAACGAGCGAUCGCACCUGUUUUGUCUCGGCCAAUUCUCGUCGUAUCCGGUCAAGAUAAACAAUUCUCUGAGCCGGAUUAUUGUGGCCAAGAAUCUCAGCAUUGAAUUUGCUGAGCCGUUCCGCUUCGCCUUCUGCCAACUCAUUUCGUGCGACGAGAGACUGGAUCUCCUCCGAAAGCUUGUAGUACGCUUGCUGGAAUUGUUCGCUUUCUGCCAGCUCGCCAGCCAUUCUGUUCAGGAUCGAUGUCAACCCGGGACAAUGACUACGAGAUAGAUACUCACGUGUCAAUCUCGGCGCGCAGACCCUCCUCAGUCAUGCGAUUUCGUCUGAAAGUCUCGGUCAACUGCU
Mycena citricolor is the source of this 4864-nucleotide messenger RNA. NCBI's taxonomy places the organism in Eukaryota, Fungi, Basidiomycota, Agaricomycetes, Agaricales, Mycenaceae. The record is from the annotation of a GenBank genome assembly.